Erpetoichthys calabaricus (reedfish) is the source of this 1889-nucleotide messenger RNA. RefSeq names its product apelin receptor B-like. Gene Ontology annotation, cellular component: membrane. The transcript has a single exon. Gene Ontology annotation, molecular function: G protein-coupled receptor activity. The record is from RefSeq and is a predicted model, not a curated record. The coding region runs from base 228 to 1571 and encodes 447 amino acids. Lineage: Eukaryota; Metazoa; Chordata; Cladistia; Polypteriformes; Polypteridae. Gene Ontology annotation, biological process: immune response; G protein-coupled receptor signaling pathway.
CAAGGAGUAAGUGAUGAAGAGCUUGGAAAGAAUCCUCAAGCCAUGAAGGCUGGGGAUGUCAAGGAGAGAGAGAAGAGACAAGGGUGGAAACCAGAGAUGUCCUGAGGAGGAGAACGAGCGAGAAUUGAAACCUCUUUGGUGAUCACUUUGAUCGAGUGGAGAAAAAAUAAAACAAAAAAGAAAGAAAUCCACCAGGCAACGAACAGAGAAACAUUACAGGUGCCAGCAUGGGAUCCCACUCUGCUGCGGCUACUCUCUUGGUUACUCCUAAUAUUUCGGACUUCUUUUCUGCACUGAGUAGUCUCGAGACCCCCAUUCUGGAAGAUUACAUGGAGUGUGACUACAAAGACUGGGCCCCGACUCUGGCCAUCAUUCCCACCGUCUACAUUCUGGUGUUCAUCGUUGGCUCCCUGGGGAAUGGCCUGGUCCUGAAGGUGUACCUGCAGUGGCCCUGGACUUCCAGUAAACUGCUCCACAACCAGAGGCACAGCAAAGCUGGCAGCAGGGGGCUGACGGACAGCUUUAUUGCCAGUUUGGCCCUGGCAGACUUGGCUUUUGUCUUUACCCUUCCUCUGUGGGCUGCCUACACCUCACUGGGUUAUAACUGGCCAUUUGGCACAACGCUCUGCAAGCUGAGCAGCUACCUGGUGGUGAUCAACAUGUAUGCCAGCGUCUUCUCCCUCACCUGCCUAAGCGUGGAGCGGUACUUUGCCAUUGUGCGUUCGCUCUCUUUCCCCUGGAGGAUGCGAGAAGGCCGGUCCUGGCUCCAGUUGGUGCCAGUCAUAACAAUAUGGGGGCUGGCCGCCAUUCUGGGGCUGCCGGCGUUAAUCUUUCGCACUGCCAAGCUCCGACUUUCUGAGGAACAUGACCUGGAGGAGCUGGAGGUUGCCCUUGACCAGAGGGAAGGCUCCAUGUCCUGUGAGAUGGACUACUCUUUAUUGUCCCCGGACGCGGACGAACUGGCCUGGAACGUGGCCCUGGGCCUUAAGUCGACUCUGCUCGGCUUCGUCUUGCCGUUGGUGGUCAUGAUGCUUUGCUACUGGUCAGUCGGCCGAGCCGUUUUCAGACACUUUGGGCGCAGGAACCUGGCAAUGAGGUCUGGCCGAGCAGGGGACGCAUCCCUGGAAAUCCGAAGGCAGCAGCGUCGGCUCUUGUCCAUUAUCAUCACUCUGGUGUGCGCCUUCCUGACCUGCUGGCUGCCCUAUCACCUCAACAAGACCUUGUCCAUCCUCACUGACCUGGGCCUCAUCCCCUACAGCUGUAGCUUUGACCGCUUCCUAGUGCUGGCUCACCCCUAUGCCACCUGCUUGGCAUAUGUCAACAGCUGCCUUAACCCCCUCCUCUACGCCUAUUUUGACCCCUCGUUCCGGAGACGCUGUGCCGCUUUGCUGGCUUGCAACUGGACCACCGCGUUCACCAGAAGAAUUGCCCACUUUAGGUCAAAAAUGAACGAGGGGGCGGCCGAUUUUAGCAAUGCCAGCGAAAAAGAUGGCAAGAGCCACCAGCACUGCGGGGACUCGUAUCUCUCGGAAGGUUCGCCACCUUCAGGGGACACUGAUAAUUCAGAGUGACUGUAAGACCACCUGGAGGUAUCCUAAUGUUAUAUGGUGUCUUGUACUGUGCUGGAGUGUUGUGUUUUAUGUUAAUUGCAUAUAAAGUUAUAAAAUAAAUUACGGGACCCUUUAAGAUUGCAAAUUUGUGUAUCGUUGUGAGGAACGAUUUAAAGCUGGCUUGUCUGGACGUGGCCGCAGUUCACAGACGAGCGCAAAUGAGUCCCCUGCAGCCGAGCUGCUGACUGCUGCAGCCUGGGAGACAGCAACUCAAUAAAUGAUUAAAGAAACUGCAAAGACCUCCAGUGUGAAUUUCCUUCUCGAAGCAAAUCAAUGGAC